Molecule: messenger RNA, 1011 nt
Organism: Quercus lobata
Lineage: Eukaryota; Viridiplantae; Streptophyta; Magnoliopsida; Fagales; Fagaceae
Product: zinc finger BED domain-containing protein RICESLEEPER 1-like
Exons: 2
Coding region: 1-1011 (336 amino acids)
Molecular function (GO): DNA binding; protein dimerization activity
Source: RefSeq, a predicted model, not a curated record
AUGCCUUCUACUGCAUUGAUUUAUAAAGAUGUUUUCUCGCGUUUGGCUAAACGUGAAACAUCUUAUACUUGUUUGCCAUAUGAUCAUAAUUGGGAGGUAGCCAAAGAUAUUUGUGGGAGGUUGGAGUUGUUUCAUAGUGUGGCUGAGUUUUUCUCUGGUCGUAAGUACCCCACAACUAAUAUGUAUUUUUCUUUGGUGUGUGAGUUGAAAAUUGCAUUAAAUGAAUGGAGUUUGUCUUCAAGUGAGAUGAUAAGUACGAUGGCCGAAAGCAUGCUUGCUAAAUUUAAUUCUUAUUGGGCUAAUGUUAGUGUUGUUAUGGUUGUUGCUGUUAUCUUAGAUCCAAGAUAUAAGAUGAAGUUAUUGGAGUUUUAUUAUCCUAACAUUUAUGGUGUUAAUUCUGAUUUGGAGAUUGAAAAAAUUAAGAAUCUUUGUUAUGAUUUGCUUGAUGAGUAUGGAGAUGUAGAUGAGUCUCCUGUAGAUAAUGAAGGAAGUUCUCAUCUGCCUGCAAGUUCUUCAAAUCAAGUGGCACAAAUAAAAUUUAGGUUGAUUGGGUCAACGUCAAGGUUUGAUGGGUUUGUGAACAAUAGUUCAAGUAGUUCAAAGAAACAUGGGAGUGGUAGAAUGGAAUUUGAUCAUUUCAUUGAUGGGGGAGUGUUGAAGAGGAGUGAAGACUUCAAUAUUUUGGCAUGGCGGAAAAGUAAUGGUUUCAAGUAUCCUACUUUACAAAGGAUUGCAAGAGAUAUUUUAGCCAUUCCCGUCACAACUGUUGCUUUAGAAGCUGCCUUUAGCACUAGUGGGAGACUUUUAAGUCCACACUGCAGUAAGCUACAUCUUAAGACUAUUGAGGCAAUAAUGUGUGCUCAGAAUUGGUUAUGGAGUGAAAUCAACAGUUCUUCAACUGUAUGUGGAGAUAGUACAUUUCAAUCCAUUCUUGAUGAUGGGGAGCCAAAUGAAGAUGAUGAGAGUUGUGCCACAAUUGAUGGGAGUUGUAUCACAAUUGAUGAAGAUUAA